This is a messenger RNA of Dentiscutata erythropus, 159 nucleotides long. The record is from the annotation of a GenBank genome assembly. Lineage: Eukaryota; Fungi; Glomeromycota; Glomeromycetes; Diversisporales; Gigasporaceae.
AUGGCCCCAACUUUGACUAACACAUGGGAGCUCCACAAAUGGAAAGAAGGCUAUAUACAGAAAAAACCAGAAACAUCAAGUGAUUACCAAACUAGAAAAAAAGUAGUAGAUAUACAGAUUAAAUAUAGAGGUUGGAAAGCAUAUGAUCUAAAAUCCUAA